UCUAACGUCACAGUGUUGUGAUAUCUGAUUCCUUUAUGAAAUCUAUCCUUGUAUCUCUAUAUGUAAAGUGCCUUUGGAGUGAAACAGAGCAAGGAGGGACACGACCAAAAAAAAUCAAAUGCAUGAAGUGGACAGUGUAAGCCGGUAGGAAGACCUGCAAGCUAUAACGGAUAAAGCAGCAUGCUGAAUGUCAUCAGAAGCCCACUUCAUAGCUCAAAGCUUUCUUUUCAAUAUGAAGAGGUGGACCACUUUCCAAAACGGUCACAAAAUAAAGAAGACCGGCUUUGCAGCUGUUUCUACCAGAAAAAUCUCAAAGUUGCCAAAGAAAAAGAACGCAUCAAACAAUUUAGUAUAUGGUUUGCAGAAGUGGACAAAUACAAACAGGAAGAAUACAUUAAACGCCGUCGAAAGUGGAGACUGGAAAGACAGUAUCGAGCACGAAAAUUUUGGAAAAUACGCUGUCUCUUGAUUCCAGUGAUGCUGUUUCUCUGUGCGGGUAGUUUCCUGUUACUGGCUUGCCACUUACCAUUCUUAGAAUUGGGGGACUGGUUCAAGGAGAAAAAGUCCGAGUGGACGGUAAUUGGAAGUGUAUGCGUGGGAAUAGCGUUCGUUUUAUUUAUGUUUGAACAGGGACUUCUGAGUCACUAUGGAAACAAAACGCAACUUAAACGUUUCGCUCAGUUUGAUCAGGUUAAAACUAAUAAAUCCGUUCUUCCAAACAGUACAUAUGGGAAAUCAACGGACGAAGUAUUACCAAAAUCUAUACCAAACUUGUCGCCUACUUUUGCCAAAGAAGAAAACCAAAUCAAUUCCGCAUCCAACUUUGACUCAAUAGACUCAGAGGAAACGAUUGAAACUUUGAAUGAAGAUGAUCCUUUACUCACUAAAUUAAAGAAACGUUCGCCUACAAUGUCAGAAAUAGCCCAGACAAAGAAGGCAAUACAGAGACUGCGGUCAGUGGACACGGCAGUAUCUGCUCUUACAGAGGUCACUUUUCUCAGCAGUAAUGACUCGUCGUAGAAAGUUCCCCCGAUUUUCUAUGGCCCGAGGAGAUGGGGAGCUAGAGGGAAACACAUAUGCAAGAUUAAAGACAAGAUUGAUAUAUCAACUUUUGUAUUUCUUUGCCUGACAAUCCAUUUUUUUUUUAAGUUCACGAAAGAAUGGAAGUGUGAACAAUUCUUAAACGCAAUUAAAUGUCUUCCAAUUUG
Molecule: messenger RNA, 1208 nt
Organism: Saccostrea cuccullata (small rock oyster)
Lineage: Eukaryota; Metazoa; Mollusca; Bivalvia; Ostreida; Ostreidae
Exons: 2
Coding region: 181-1020 (279 amino acids)
Source: RefSeq, a predicted model, not a curated record